Molecule: messenger RNA, 4708 nt
Organism: Caenorhabditis auriculariae
Lineage: Eukaryota; Metazoa; Nematoda; Chromadorea; Rhabditida; Rhabditidae
Source: the annotation of a GenBank genome assembly
AUGUCCGUUUCGUCUGUGUCGCUGAACACAGAUGUUAACGUGAGAUACGAACGCCUUGCUGCGGAAUAUUCCAAGGUUUCUUCCGCCACGAAAUUUUUUUGAAAAGUAUAUAAGAAAAAUGGCUCUAAUUUGGCAUUUUUUUAAAAACUCAGUCGAUUUUUUUUUCAUCAAGAAGUUUCAGUUACGAGCUCAAGCGAAGGUAUUGAGAGAUGGAGUUUUGUCGGAGCGAAGUAAAGCGGAAAAGUUGGCGGUUGGUCUGGGAACUCUUUCUUGGGACUGAAAUCUGACUUUGAGGAGGAACUGAAGUCGGCAGAAGCGACGACACGGAAGCUGCAGACUGAGAACGAAAGUCUGCUCUUUCGGAAUGAACAGCUCGUCCGACGUGUCGAAAGUCUGCAGGAGGAUGUCGACCUCAAGCGGAUCGAUAGCGUUAAGGUUCAACUGUAGGGACAAAAAAAGAAUCCGUGGGAAAGAUUCACGCUUUCCUUGAAUCUCAUAUUAAUUUUUAGACUUUAGAAAUUUCACAGGCUUGCAAAUCUGAACAAACAAAAGAAAAACAUCUUUUUUGAAACUAUAUUAUGCUGAACACUUUUGGUGAGAAGUCUUUGGGAAAUUCGAUCAACUUAUCAGUUCAAUAGAUGAAAGAAGUUUCAACCUGAAGAAUUUCAUAUUUUCCGAGGCCACCUCAAAAACUUCUGAUCGUUGAAGUCAACUGAAACAUAAGUUGAAACCGGUGGUUCAUCUCAAUUUUCUGAAAACUUUUCGGUUUCAGAAAGACAAGGCGCCGAAGAAGAACGGUUUGCCGAAGGACGGAAUGGCGCAACUGCAAACGAUGGCGGCCAAGGUCCUUCUCUUGGAGGAGGAACUCAACAACAAGAUUCGUAGGAACGAGGAGCUAGUCACUCGGGUGCGACCUUCCUCCUAUUCUUCGCUGCAAGAAAUAGUCACAGAUCGCGGAAAACGAACGGCAACACAACGAAGAAAUGGCGGCGAUGUCGCAGAAGUUGGCUCGCGAGUAUCGCGAACUUGAGGCGCAGCUCGAUUCGAUGCAAAGAGAGCAGGCCAAGCGAUCCGCCAGUUUCUCCGCUCAAGUUCCGUCCCCCCUCCAAAAUGUAGUUUUUUGAUUGGCUUGAGAUCAUGUUGAAAUGAAAACUCGAAGAAAAAAGGAUGCGAAAAAACUUUAGAAGUGGUUGUUUUCUACAUACCUUCAUUAUUAAACGUUUUUUCUUUUUUUCCAUUUCUCAAGCUGAUAGUUUUCGAACUAAAACCUUAUUGGGGUGGUGAAACAAGUUCAUUUUCUUAAAGUGAAUGAAAAUAAAGCUGAAAAUUUUGAAAAAUAGGAAGUAUAAGCUGAAUUUCUCCUAUUUCUAAUACACUGUCAUGAUUCGUGGAAGAAUAGUUUUCAGACAGACGUAAAUCAAGAGGUAUUGACGGUAGAAAGUCCGCCGCCGCCACCGGCCAGUGAAGCGCUUCUUCACGUCGCCCAAACAGUCCAGAGCACCUUGCGAGGUUUUUUCCGCACAAUCUCUUUGUCUUACUUUUGUUUUAGGUUUUACGAAUUUUUUCAAUUUACUUCAACAACGCUCUGAAAUCUAUCCAUACGAUGUGACGAUGGAAACUUUGCCGAGCCAUGUUCUGAAGGUAAAUUUUUGAAGUAUAUGAAAAAACUCGCUUAUCUUUGGCAAUGUUUUCUCUGACUCGUUUUCCGCAGCUUUCGUUUUUCUACUCACUUUAAACAUAUUUUCUGAAGAAAAAAAAAAUAAAAAAUUUCAGCUGGCUGCAGCUUACGAUCAGUGCUCCAAGUUAUUCAGCGAGGCAACUCGAUUUGUCGACGAUUUUGUCGAAAAAAGCGAAUUUGAGGUUAUUUUUCAUUUUGGCUUCUUAGUCGUCAGCAAGGUGUAGAGAUUUUUGGAUGUGUAUGAUCUUAUGCUGAUCAACAGUGGAAAACAAUCGUUUUCCAUUGUUUUUACGUAAUCAAGUUUUUAUAUAUGUUUCUUUGGAUUGACUAGUCGUCGUCGUCUUGGAGCGACGACGGCGGAGCGGAAGAUGAGGUGUCGAGGCGUUUGAGUUAUUCAAUCAUGAUCUGUGGAAUCAGUCCCUUAUAUAAUGGUCUAAGUUUCCACGAGAUCUUUUUUCAUUAAUUCUUCAUUCUACAUACUCAACACAAGUGAAACAUAUUAGCCAAUUUAGAUCGUUUCAUUAAAAUAUUAUCGAAAAUAGACUUUUUUUUGAUCUAAAAAAUGCAGCCAUCAGUGGAUGCGGCGACUCUUCGUUCUUCAUUCGCUCUUAUAAGUCGCCAUUGCUCUACUAUGAUGCCCGAAGUUUUGCGGAAAAUGACCGACGAAGAGAAUAAAGUUUCCUUCUUUUUGUGUCUCUAAAUGUUUGAAUGACUUAGGUAACUUGGAGUACGCAGCAGUUGGAGCAAAUGAAUCGCGAUUGGGUCGAUGCGAUUUUGAAGUGAUUCACUUACUUGCAAAUUCCCAUCAAAGUUUUUCUGCUUCAGUUUAUUUGAUGUCUUUGGCCGAAUCAGCGUGGCUGUAGAUGUUUGGACCGAAACGAAAUCUCUGGAAGACCUUCUCAAGACUAUCUCUUCGCUUUCAGAGUUUGUCCGAGGUAAGAAUUCAGUUUUGAGCAGCUUCAAUCGAGAACAAGUUUUUCAAUGUAUGGAAAGAAUGUAUUUUUAGUGCAAAAACUAAUCCUCUGCGUUUUCGAAGUUUUGUAACGUUUCUUGUUGAGUGAAAUAAUAAAUUUUCAUCGAAUAUCUCAGAAAUGGUUUUUUGAAUUUUUAUUGAAGAAAAGACAGUUUCAAAAACAUUUCAUUAAUGGGUUAGUUUUUGUACGAAAAUAUAAAAGAAAAAAGAAAAAAAAAGAAAUCCGAGUUCAUUCACAGUAUCGCACCGUAGAUUUGAAUCAAUAGUUCCUCUUGGGGAUUUUUUAACAUUUGCCGACUUUUAGAUCUCGGCAUCAUCUUCCGGGACCGAUGGGUACACGAAUCGCGAUUUCCGACCUCGACAAAAAAGAUGCGAUGCGUCGGCGUGGCUCUUUCCGACUGUCUGCAGCUUCUGACCAACGAAACGGCCAAACUCGACGCCCGGACAUCUGCCGUUUUCAGAUUGGUUCGAUAUAACUGGAUUUUCUUUUUGAAUAGUCUGAUUUAGAUAGAAAAUGAAGCUAAGCAGGAAGAAGAAACGAAAGAAGAACAAGACCGGGUUCUUCAACCCGAGGAGAACAAUGAUGUAGAUCGUGCGAAACUAAAUUCUGGUCAAGAGGUAUAUUGACUUCUCCACAACUGGAAGCUAAGCUUUUCAGGCUUACAACGAUGCGAACUCCAACCGUCUCUGUGACUCCUGUGCCAAGAACUUGAACAAGAGUGAGGAAACAAAAGAUCAAAAAAUUUCAGUAGAGGAAGAAAGAGCUGACCUUCACGUCCCCAAGAUCGAUGUCAUAAAAGUUCGUAGAAGACUGUAAAAGUUUCAAAAUAAAAAAUGUCUCUAGGUUGAGUACUUACGAGAACGCGUGAACGGAUUGCAAGAAGAACGGGACAAACAGCAGGUCGACAUUUCUUUGCUGAAGAGAAAGUUGGAACUUUUAAGUGGGAAUGAAAAGUGAGUUUCGAUGGUUUUUGUGCGAAGAGGGCCGAGAUUUUUCAGAACCACAUCCUCGGAAAUUGACCAUCUGCGAGAUGUUGGCCGGCAAAUGACCAAGGAACUGCUGCAUAAGGUCGAGAAAGCGGAGUGCACUUGGCGAUAUUACAAGGAAGAGGUUUGAUGUGAAAAUUGAGCCGAAAAAAGAGUUCUAAGGCCCAAAGCUCUUUUUUAAAUAUUUCCCAUGAGCCAGAAUGGGGAGUUUGGAGCUUUUUGAUGCUAAUUUUUUUCUUUUUCUAAUUUUUUUCAGUUUCACUCAAAUGAUAUAUAAAUCUAUUUUAUAGUUCGCAUAUCAUAAAUUAUUUCAAAAAAUUUUACGCGAAUGUCCUGAAAAUUUAAAUAUGUUGUGAGUCAGAUAUUUCCUGUUUUUUGAAGUCGUUGUCGGGAAAAAUCACUGCGAUUAAAUUCGAAAAUCUUUUUUUUUGUUCACGGAUACGCGAAGCUCAUGAUUUAGUAAAGUUGAAUGUAGUUAAAAAUCGAAAAAUACCGUGAAUAUUAAAAUAUGCUUUUUUUUUCUCACCUUAUCAAUUUUUCUUCCUUCUCCUACUCUUACAUUCUGUGAAUUUUCGCUAUUCAAACACAAUGUGUUGUCGUUGCCGAAACUCGAUCGAAUAUUGAAUUGAAGGAAAAGUAUUCUAUUCAAAUAAUUGAGAAUUCAUGCUGAAAAAAACCUGUUUUUAAAUUUAAAAAUCGAAUUAGAACGUUUUUUUCUAGUGCGAAAUCAUCUUGCAAAUGAACCUGCAAUUGGAAAGUGAGAAAGCGGAACUGGAAAAUCGUAUCCAAAAGCUGGAAGAAGGACGAGGAAUGAUUGAGGUGAAGACAAAACGAUGUUUUCGUGCAGAAAUCGUUAUUCAGGAGGAGUUGGCGAGUGUGAGACGAAGUUACGACGCCCAGUUGGCGCAGUUGAGUGACCACGUCGCCGAGCUCGUCGCUGCUGCUCACGGAGCGGAGGUUCCUAAGACCGAGUCGCCCACCAAGGAGAAGAGAUCCAUGGUUUGUUCCGAGAAACACGUUGAACCUAAGUCGAUCUCGUUCAGUUCAAGUCGCUCUACAAACACAAAUGA